This is a messenger RNA of Leptopilina heterotoma, 1692 nucleotides long. Its product is annotated as piggyBac transposable element-derived protein 3-like. Bases 1 to 1692 code for a protein of 563 amino acids. The transcript has a single exon. The record is from RefSeq and is a predicted model, not a curated record. NCBI's taxonomy places the organism in Eukaryota, Metazoa, Arthropoda, Insecta, Hymenoptera, Figitidae.
AUGCCAAGUAAGCGCAAGGCAAAACGUCAAAAAGUUUCUGAUGAAACAGAUAAUUUCGAGAUUGAUGAACAUGAUGAACAUAUAAAUGUGAUUGUGGUUCCAGAUUCGAAUGAUUCUGACGAAUCCCAAUGUGAAUCGGAUUCCGAAAAUGAUGCUAUCGAUGAAGAGCUAUUAAAUUCAAUUUUUAAUGAAGGGAAUGAUAUCCCACAAAAUUCGUAUCGAACAAUCCUCGACAAUUACACACCAAAUCAGUUGAAGUUGGAACCUGAUCAUGUUUUUGAAUUGGUUGAUGGUGAAAUGAAAUAUGAUUAUCAAUAUAAAAAUGAAACACUUCUGCCUCUCAGUGUUGAAAAGAAAAUACGAUCUGUAUCUUCAACGGAGUCUUUUGAAUAUUUCUUUUCUAAGGUGUUGAAAGAAUAUAUCGUGGAAGCAACAAGGUUGAAUGGUUGUGAUAUUACGAUGACUGAAUUCGAUACUUUUCUAGGGAUAAUUAUUUUGUCCAUUUUCACUCAAAGAAAAUCUCAAAGGGAUUAUUGGUCUCAAAAUCAUCUUUUGAGAUGUGAAGCUAUAACUGAAGCUAUGAAUCGUUUAGAGUUUGAAAAGAUCAAGUCACACCUGAAGUUAUCUAAACCUGAAGACGAAAAUUCCAAUGACAGAGCUUGGAGGGUAAGAGGUCCUUUAGAAAACUUUUUAAAAAACGUAAAACAAUUUGGCUAUUUUUCCACAGCUUUGUCAAUUGACGAAAUGAUGGUGAAGUUUCGCGGCAAAACUGAUUUGAGACAAUUCAUUCCAAGAAAGCCUGUGCGUUAUGGCAUCAAAAUGUGGGCGCUUUGUAGUCCUGAAGGAUACGUGUUUGAUUGCGACAUUUACUGUGGCAAAAACUCCAAAAGAUCUUUCUUUGGCAAUGAAGAAAAGCUAGAUAAAUGUGCCUUAGGAAGCUGCGUUGUCCUUGGACUACUUCAAAACCUACUUUCUUCAGUUGUACCCAGAAACAUUGUGAAAUAUCACUUGUACUUCGAUAACUUCUUUACUAGUCCCGAUUUGCUGGUUCAUCUGAAGAAUGUAGGUUUAAGAGCAACAGGGACAGUCAGAGCAAACAGAAUGCAAGAGAAAAGUACAAUUAGCAAUAAAGCUGUAAGAGGCACAUUUAUUGCCAAACAUGAGAAAAAUAGUGGUGUUAAUUAUAUCACAGUAAAAGACUCGAAGCAAGUUUCCAUUCUCUCAACAUUGGCAGGAGUUACACCAAUGUCUUCUGUUCGUAGAUAUUCUUCAGAAGAAAAACGCAAGAUUGAUAUUUCAUUCCUCAACGCUAUUACUCAGUAUAAUAAGUUUAUGGGCGGAGUUGAUUUGCAUGACGCACAUUGUAGCAAUUUGAUGUCCUGCAUAAGAUCAAAAAAGUAUACUUGGGUUAUAUGGUUGCAACUUAUUCAAGCAUCAAUAACAAAUGCUACCGUCUUGAAAAAUUUGGUGACUAAAGACAAGAAGAUUGGUAUCAAAGAUAUUGGUUUAGGAAUUGCUGAGACAUAUUUAAAAAAGUCCAGUGCAGGAAAAGUCAAAUGUCACAGAAUUGAACGAGUUGAGAAAAAAUAUUAUUGCUUCAAUUUCUCAAAGUGCGGUGCUAGGACACAGAGAAUGUGCGUCAAGUGCAAUGUGUAUGUAUGUGUUUCAUGCUUGGAUGCUCUCCACUCCUAA